AUGAGUAAUGGGCCUACAACAUGUUAUAAAUGUAACAAAUAUUAUCUUGGGUCAUGCACUGACGUCAUGAGUUCCUGCAAUGUGGAGUCCGAACAGUCCUGUGCUACUGAGAACAUUUACAUCCUUACAAAAACAGGGCGAAGUAUGUACUUUUAUUCAAAAUUGUCAUGUAUGACCCACUGUGAGGACUUCAACAUCUUGGGUUCUGAAAAGAGGACAGAACUAAUCUGCUGCAAGCAAAGUAAUUAUUGCAACCUCCCUGAGGGAGUCUAG
Hipposideros armiger (great roundleaf bat) is the source of this 273-nucleotide messenger RNA. RefSeq names its product prostate and testis expressed 2 (gene PATE2). The coding region runs from base 1 to 273 and encodes 90 amino acids. The record is from RefSeq and is a predicted model, not a curated record. The transcript has 3 exons. Lineage: Eukaryota; Metazoa; Chordata; Mammalia; Chiroptera; Hipposideridae.